This is a messenger RNA of Stylonychia lemnae, 942 nucleotides long. Lineage: Eukaryota; Ciliophora; Spirotrichea; Sporadotrichida; Oxytrichidae. The record is from the annotation of a GenBank genome assembly.
AUGCAUUAUACAUAUUGUUUGGGAGUCACUAAUACUUAGUGUGGAGGUGUCUAAGACCUAAUUCUGACUCCCUCAAAUACAGUUCAAACCAUCAAUACAACUAAUGUACUUAGAAGUAAUAGUACGAUGUGCUAUUGGGGUUUUAAGGUGAACUCAUCCUGGAGUGCAGACACUCAUGUUUAGAUUAGAGUUAACACUAUUACAGGAUUCUAUCUAUCUUUUGCAAUUGGCAGCUCGAGAGAUACAGCUCAAACAGUCUUGAAAUAUUCUGCUUUAGAUUAGAGGAAUCAUACCUUUAGAGGAAAUAACUAAAUUUUGUAUGUUCUUGCAUUUCCCUUUGCAGGUAAGACGACCAAUUUUCUUAGUAUCAGUUACUCCAUAGUUUAAGGUACGUACUAAGAAGCUUCAACUUCCCCUAGUUUUUAUGAGGAAAAUAAGACAUUAAUAGUUGCAGUAAGUUCUGCAGGUGGAGGAGUAAUUAUACUUGGAGUAGUUAUUUUUAUACUUGUCAGAUGGAAUAGAUCAAGGAUGAUAAAUCCAGCAUUAGUUAAAAGGCAGAACACUGAAAGAUCUAUGAUAUAAUCAUUCAAUAACCCUCCUUAUCAGAAUAUGAAAGCUAAUGUUGAUGAUUUGGCAUUGAGUGGAAUACCUUAUAAUUAUAAGUCAAACAAGAUAGUUCCAGUUGGAGCUUAAGGAAAUAUGAUUAGACUUGAUAAUCUGAUGAUUGAUAAUGAUACGAUGAUGGACUAAGACACCUAACACAAGAUUGCUGGCAAUCCAUAUGGAAGCGGAAGUGAUUAAAGAUUCUAACCUACUAGCCUUAAAAACUUGGUAAAGAUUACUUAUUAAUUUAUUUACAUUUAGAAAAUUGAUCAUUGGGCUAAAAAUGUACCUCAACCAGUUACGGGAAUGGAAGAUUAUGUACCAACUAGAAGAAAGUGA